CCAAAAAAAGAAGGGAAAGUUUCUGAAUCUCCACCCACCACUAUAAUGGCUCUCAAAAUCAACAUCUUCAGGCAAUUAGCUAUGAAAGCUGGAACCCCUGGAAAAUAUUAUAUCAAUCCAUCUCCGAAACUGAUGAGUAGAGCAUCUCAAUGGAGGGUUGUAGAGCAUGAAGAUGGUAUUGAGACGAUAUUCAACAAGGGUGCUUUUAAUGAUGUUACUAUCUUUAUGAAAAGAUACUAUAACCAGGAUAUUGGCGAUUGUGAAAACAAGGAUGACGAUUACAGUUACAUAGUGAAUAAUGAUUAUCUUAAUCAUAGGGAAGCCAAGGCUGAGAAGAAAGACGGAAAUCCAGUAUUUUACUUUCCUAAAAUCAAGAGUGAAGAUAAUAAUAAGAAGAGUUGAUGUUGUUGGAGUUCUUCAGGCUGAGUAGUGGUACUAGUACUAGUAGUUAGAGAAAUGGAAUGGUGGGUUACUGCUGGUUUUUAUGAAAAUUUCUUUCUAGUCUUUUUUUUCUUCAUGGUUUUAGUUUCUAGAGGUGUUUUGAGAGUUGAGAUUGGUAUUUUGAAGAUCAU
Messenger RNA from Papaver somniferum (opium poppy), 572 nucleotides. RefSeq lists its product as uncharacterized. Lineage: Eukaryota; Viridiplantae; Streptophyta; Magnoliopsida; Ranunculales; Papaveraceae. Bases 46 to 402 code for a protein of 118 amino acids. The record is from RefSeq and is a predicted model, not a curated record. The transcript has 2 exons.